UGCCCAUGUGGUCCGUCAUCAUCGCAAGACUUUCGAGUUGCACGGCAGUCACUUUGUCUAGACUACCCAAUGUCGGAAACACAAGGAGAGAUGUUCUGCGGUAGAUCAUCAAUGCCGGCUUAGCUUCUGAAAUCAUGUUGGAACAGCAUACGCCACCUACAGGACUCGAAGGGCAUUGAUGCUCUAGCCUCGAUCAUGAUCAACGAAGACGUGUGUUCGGUCAAGGAAGCCCGCCGGAGCGCGACAGCAUGUCUGAAUUUCAGUCUACAGACCGGACCAGCACUCCCUCAGAUAUACAAAUACCAGAUGAAUUGUGGCUGACUGUACUCGAGAGUCAAUGUACGUUUCCGCCAGACGUCUUCCACGAUGUUAUGCUCAACCUUAUCAAGAACCCAAAUGUAACCUCCACCUACCUGUUUCGGGCGGACAUUCUCUACGACUCUGGCGAGUGCGAUGACGAUGUUCCAAGCACACCAGGCGUCGCGGGCCUGCUGCGCCAGGUGAAGGCGGAGUACCAACCUAUCAAUGUCGCCGUGCCCGGCUACAGAUUAUCCAGGACGGUGGUAAGGCAGCUAAUACCACGAAACCCGCGACUGGACAGGCUGCUUGUGCAGACCUGCCACUUCUUCCAGCGCUUCGACGAAGGUCGAGAGGACAGUCUGGUCAUAUAUAUACCGCACGUAAAGCAAGCGGGUGAAGUACCCUUCUACCACCCAACAGUAUCAAGGCUAGCAUUUCUGCACAGCUGGCACGUUCCAUCCACUACAGACGACCGAUGCGCUUCCGGUAACGUGUCCGUCGCCUACUCCUUGUUUCCCGAAGUAGGCUUGACAGACAAGCUCCAGCGCACAGCCCUACGUCUGCUACAAACAGUCCACAAGCACGGCAAAGGCCAGCUGGCAGGCUACGAGAAGCGCGUGCAUCUGGACCGCAUCAUUCUGCAAAAGCGGUAUCAAGACACCUACUCGAAGCUUAAGACAAGAUAUGGAAGGCGUCUGGCGGAGCAAUGGGUCGAAGUCACCGAUCCUGGAAAGCAUGUCUUUGAAGACCUUGGUAUUGCUGCCUUUUUGAUCGAGCUUUGGCGCGACAUGUUCCACCUGCCCCAGCCGAUGCACCGCAUUCACUGCCAGCCUCAAAGCACGCCGAGCGAUAAGCCGCCCUUUCCCGGCUUUGUCGACAUCGGCUGUGGGAAUGGCGUGCUCGUACAUGUCCUUCUCUCCGAGGGCUAUCGCGGAUAUGGCUUCGAUGCAAGGCAGCGGAAGACAUGGUCCAUCUUCCCUCCAUCUACCCAAAGUGAGCUUCAGCAAAGAGUGCUCGUACCUGACGUCCUCCGCUCCAAGGUCAGUACUGAAGAAAGCGAAGCGUAUCACGACGGCUUUUUUGCAGAAGGGACAUUCAUAAUCUCCAACCACGCAGACGAACUCACAGCCUGGACACCGCUGCUUGCUUACCUCAACAACUCCGCCUUCAUUGCGAUCCCAUGCUGCAGUCACGACCUGUCUGGCGCCCGCUUUCGCGCUCCCAUGAGCACGAAAGGGAGCAAGACGGCACUACGAAGGCUGUCGCAGGAGCAGCUGGAACCGCCGGCGGCCGCUGACUGCUUACAUGGUGUUCGGAAGGUGCAGGCGGCGGAGUCCGGUUCACUCAAGCGUGGUGACGCCGAUAAGAAGAUGCCAUCCGCGUAUUCGAGCCUCUGCUCGUACGUGAGCAGCUUAGCCCACGACGUAGGAUUCAUGCCGGAGACCGAUGUGCUACGAAUCCCUAGUACGCGGAACAACUGCAUCGUGGGUCGCCGGCGCAGCAACGAGGAGCCAGAGACGGCAGAAAACCGGCAGGAGAAAGUUCGUGAUAUAAUUGAGCGCGAGAUGUGCAGAAGUGCAGCCGUAAUUGGUGCAGAGUGGGUGGAGCGGGUCCAAAGGCUGACGAAAAGGCCUUGCAGCGGACAUUGAGAGCAGCCCGUUGAUUAACGGGAUUGCUGCGAGUGCUUGGCUGCUUUGAUGCAAACUGUUACGCUAGGUUAUAUUAUGCUGCAACGAAGCCUCUGCGGCUAACUUCCUGAGUCAGGCCAUGCAUGCUUAGAAGUUAAUCCUCUAGCGUGCACCAUGCUCUCGUACCAUCGUAGGUGGCUCAUGUGCUCAUAGUUAUGAUUGCAUAAGUCGUCUGACCGUCACCUCAAUGGUGUUUCACUCGGAGCCAGAAGCACGAAGCCUCUCGCGAGCCUUCUGUCGCCACAACUCCUCAUCGGUGAGAUGUCCAGCAG
Messenger RNA from Baudoinia panamericana UAMH 10762, 2260 nucleotides. RefSeq lists its product as uncharacterized. Gene Ontology annotation, molecular function: tRNA (uridine) methyltransferase activity. The record is from RefSeq and is a predicted model, not a curated record. The coding region runs from base 249 to 1949 and encodes 566 amino acids. Gene Ontology annotation, biological process: tRNA methylation. The transcript has a single exon. Lineage: Eukaryota; Fungi; Ascomycota; Dothideomycetes; Mycosphaerellales; Teratosphaeriaceae.